GAGCAGGAGGUUGUUUAAACUGGGAAAGACAGUUGCAAAACCUCCUACAACAGCAUGAGCUCCAAGCUUCAAACGCGGUCUCAUGCUCAGACGAACGCUUCAUUUUUCAUCAAGUUGUUUUUCCCUGUUGUUUUGAAGCAGCUUUGAAUAAUCAACGUGUAUUUCUGCUCUCCGUUUUCGAAUGGUUUCUAACUUCAUGGGACAACCAAAGCCAGAAAGCCUCAUGUUUGGGGGGAAAGUGUGAUGUCAGCAAUGCCCAGAAAAGAGCCAAAGAUGUUUGUCUUGCUGUAUGUUACAAGCUUUGCCAUUUGUGCCAGUGGACAACCUCGAGGCAACCAGUUCAGAGGAGAGAGCUACUCCCCGAGAUACAUCUGCAGCAUCCCUGGCCUGCCUGGACCUCCAGGCCCCCCAGGAGCCAAUGGCUCCCCUGGGCCCCACGGUCGGAUCGGCCUUCCAGGACGAGAUGGGAGAGACGGCAGGAAAGGAGAGAAAGGAGAAAAGGGGACGGCAGGUUUGAGAGGUAAGACUGGACCACUGGGCCUUGCUGGAGAGAAAGGGGACCAAGGAGAAACUGGGAAGAAAGGACCCAUGGGACCCGAGGGAGAGAAAGGAGAAGUAGGUCCAGCUGGGCCUCCUGGACCAAAGGGAGACAGAGGAGAGCAAGGGGACCCGGGGCUGCCUGGAGCUUGUAGAUGUGGGAGCAUCAUGCUCAAGUCUGCCUUCUCUGUCGGCAUCACCACCAGCUACCCAGAAGAGAGGCUGCCGAUUGUAUUUAACAAGGUCCUCUUCAAUGAGGGAGAGCACUAUAACCCUGCAACGGGGAAGUUCAUCUGCGCUUUCCCCGGGAUCUAUUACUUUUCUUACGAUAUCACAUUGGCAAAUAAGCACCUGGCCAUCGGGCUGGUACACAACGGGCAGUACCGGAUAAAGACCUUCGAUGCCAACACAGGGAACCACGACGUGGCUUCCGGGUCCACGGUCAUCUAUCUGCAGCCAGAAGAUGAAGUCUGGCUGGAGAUCUUCUUCACCGACCAGAACGGCCUCUUCUCAGACCCAGGUUGGGCAGACAGCUUGUUCUCCGGGUUUCUCCUGUACGUUGACACAGAUUAUCUAGAUUCCAUAUCAGAAGACGACGAGCUGUGAUCAGGACUGCUGACCAGCAUGCUCCAAAAUCCUUCCGGAAGACGCUUUGAUUUAAUCUGGGGUCCAGAAAUGAGAUCCAAAGACACUCCCACUCAGAUUCCUGAGUAUUUACAGACAGUGCUAGCUACAUCUGUUAAAACAAGAUGAACCACCAAACUGUUGAAACCACACCAAAAUGAAUUAUAUGAAACAAUAACCCCAGAUAUGAAUUCUCUUGAAAGCAGUGUUCAUAAAUAUUUAAACAAAUUCAAGACAAUGUUAACAAUUUUUUAUUACAUUCCCUGAGUGAUAAAACCAGCUGACGAUGAUAUUGUCUCAUUAAAUCUU
This is a messenger RNA of Molossus molossus (Pallas's mastiff bat), 1470 nucleotides long. It is a transcript of the gene C1QTNF7, whose product is annotated as C1q and TNF related 7. Gene Ontology annotation, molecular function: protein binding. The record is from RefSeq and is a predicted model, not a curated record. Lineage: Eukaryota; Metazoa; Chordata; Mammalia; Chiroptera; Molossidae. Bases 244 to 1143 code for a protein of 299 amino acids. The transcript is spliced from 3 exons.